AUGAAGUUCUCAAGGUCCCUUGUGGUUGUUACUUUGCUGCACUUCUGCGCGGCAGAAAAUGCAGGAUGGAAUGCGAAAGAAAAGCGAGGUGGAAACAUACGUGUGUUGAAUCAGUCUGUUGUCGUGGCGGGUAUCUCGAAUCCUGAUAGAGAUCCUGCUGAAACAUAUUCGCCUGUGAUGCAGCCAACACCCACUACUCCUUCUGAUAGUGACAUUGACGCACCCAGUGCUCCUGUAUCGCAACCAUCGACAAACGGCGGCGACCCUUCGGGUCCAACAAACUCACAACCAACGUCGGGAGGCCCACCAUCAGAUGACAGUCCCGUUUCUCAGCCAAACCCAAGUAUUCCCACUGCUCCAACUGGUGGAAGCGACGGCUCUCCCAACGUCCCGAAUACCCCGACUGGUGAUGAUGGUGGUGAUGGUGAUGGUGAUGGUGAUGGGAAUACAAUCAUGCCGGUCCCUCAGCCCACAACAAACGGUUCCCCAAGUGUUCCAAGCGCUCCAGUAUCGCAGCCAACAGAUGUGGAUUCUCCAACUGAUGGUGGUGGUUCCUCUCCCAUUGGAAAUGGUGGUAAUGACCCAUCAGAUGGACCAGUCACACCACCUACACCCAGUGCCCCGAGUGUUCCAAACGCUCCAGUAACGCAGCCAACAGUGGCACCACCUACACCAUUGGGAGGCGGCUUCCUUCCCACCAACGGCGGUUCUCCUAGUGUUCCAAGCGUGCCAAGCACUCCGGUAACGCAGCCAUCAAUAUCACCACCUACUCCAUUGGGAGGCGGCUUCCUUCCCACCAACGGCGGUUCUCCCAGUGUACCAAAUGUUCCAGGCACUCCAGUCACGCAGCCAACAAUGUCACCACCUACACCAUUGGGAGGGGGAUUCCUUCCCACAAACGGCGGUUCUCCUAGUGCUCCAAGUGUGCCAGGCACUCCAGUAACACAGCCAACAAUGUCACCACCUACACCAUUGGGAGGCGGGUUCCUUCCCACAAACGGCGGUUCUCCUAGUGUUCCAAGUGUGCCAGGCACUCCAGUAACACAGCCAACAAUGUCACCACCUACACCAUUGGGAGGGGGAUUCCUUCCCACAAACGGCGGUUCUCCUAGUGCUCCAAGUGUGCCAGGCACUCCAGUAACGCCACCUACACCAUUGGGAGGGGGAUUCCUUCCCACCAACGGCGGUUCCCCAAGUGUUCCAGGUGCUCCAGUGAGACCACCAACAGCACUUGGAGGCGGCUUCCUUCCCACUAAUCCCACUAGUGGUGGUUCUCCAAGUGCUCCAAGUUCUCCAAGCGUUCCAGGUGCUCCAGUGGAACCACCAAAUGGUGGUUCUCCAAGUGUUCCAAGUUCUCCAAGCGUUCCAGGUGCUCCAGUGAGACCACCUACAGCACUUGGAGGCGGCUUCCUUCCCACCAGUCCCACUAGCGGUGGUUCUCCAAGUGUUCCAAGUGCUCCAAGCGUUCCAGGUGCUCCAGUGAGACCACCUACAGCACUUGGAGGCGGCUUCCUUCCCACCAAUCCCACUAACGGUGGUUCUCCAAGUGUUCCAAGUGCUCCAAGCGUUCCAGGUGCUCCAGUGAGACCACCUACAGCACUUGGAGGCGGCUUCCUUCCAACUACUGGUGGUUCCCCAAACGUUCCAGGUGCCCCAGUAAGGCCACCAACAUCACUGGGAGGUGGCUUCCUUCCCACUACCGGCGGUGCCCCAAGCGUUCCAGGUGCUCCAGUGAGACAACCUACAGCACUUGGUGGCGGCUUCCUUCGCACUACUGGCGGUACCCGGCUGUUGCAGGAUAGAGGUAUUGGCGUCAAUUUGGAAGGAAUCGAAUAUGAUGCUGGCAAUGGGGACCGUUCAAUUGAUCUGUUGGAUAUCCCAAGCGGGUCACAAAGGGCUCUUGGCUGCACCCCGUCUCUCUUGGCAUCUGUAGUACUAGGAGUAUGCGUUCUUCUGCUUUGA
Messenger RNA from Cylindrotheca closterium, 1962 nucleotides. Lineage: Eukaryota; Bacillariophyta; Bacillariophyceae; Bacillariales; Bacillariaceae. The record is from the annotation of a GenBank genome assembly.